Candidula unifasciata is the source of this 1797-nucleotide messenger RNA. Lineage: Eukaryota; Metazoa; Mollusca; Gastropoda; Stylommatophora; Geomitridae. The record is from the annotation of a GenBank genome assembly.
AUGAAAGUUAAUAUCCCUAUGUUGACAACCAGCCAAUUGGACCCAUCUGAUACAUACUACACUGGUGCAUGUAACCGUGGCAACACUUCUGAAGGUCAGCAGCAGAAGCAACCAUCCUCCUGCUAUUGUCCACAGGAAGCAGCUGAGCAGUGUGGAGAUGGUAUUGACUUGGCCAGCUGUUCUUAUCUUAAUAUCAAUGAGACUGACGUCACUUCAAGACUGGCGUCCCAGGCUCUGUUCCCACUCAAGUGUUUGAAGCUGCCCUACGAGUACAAGACAUUUCCCUUGUUCCAGUAUAACUCUACAUACAAUCCUGGGGUGAUUGACAUUUCACAGCCAUCACCAACUGGCACCUCUUUCAGUGACUACCGAAGUCAGUGUCAGUUCAAUUUGGCAUCUGAUGUGUCACCCUAUGAUUUGGUGAAGAAAUGUAGGGAUGUAUUUGGGGUCAGAAUGGAGAAUGUCAUCUCUUCAUGUGCUCUGGAUUUAUAUAUGUCCUAUGACUUUUCGUGGAUAAAAGCGGGAGUACAAAGCAUCAAAGUUCAGUGUCAGCUGCAGCUUGAGCGGAACUCUUCAUGGUGGGAGGGCAAUCCUCCAACUCUACCUCAGGAUUAUACUGAUGUGUUGUGUCUGGCCAAUUGUGGAGGUGCUGGCAAAUGCAGCAAAGGUGUCUGCUUGUGUCAAGCCAAUUAUGGUGGCAGUGACUGUUUCGUGAAUGUGAUCCUGUUGACAAAUGCUUCGGGUACCUAUGACAUCGAUGGUUCGUUGAAGCGGUCUAACGCCACAUUCCUGACUGUCAACGAACUGUCUUGCCCCAUACCAGAAAGUGGAACCUACCAGGUCCAGAUCAGCAAUAAUAAAAAUGUGUUCAGCAGUUCAGCAUACCUUUUUGUCUAUGACUCAUUGUGCUUUGAGUGUAAUGUCAAGAACCAGACGUGCAUCCAGAAGAAAACGGCUUGCCUUAUUGAUGGCGUCUGCUAUGAGAACAGAGAAUACAACCCUUCGUCAGCAUGGCAAUAUUGUGACCCCUCAGUUAAUACAAGUUCUUGGCAAACAGCAAAUGAUUCUUGCCAAGGUUUGGAGUUAUUAUGGCUGGAACAUGAAGGCCACCUGUCUGGAGGAGAGUUACCAGGAGCUGGAGAUAAAGAAGCUUGCAAGCGCAGAUGUCUCAACAUGUUCAGGGACGGUACUGGUCAGUGCUACUCUAUCGAUUUCAACUCAACCAGCAGCAGCUGCAGUUACCACACAUUAGAUGAGAGAAUCACUGCCGACAACCUCAUCAGGGACAACCAGGUCUCAAACCUGGAGUGGAUCUGUGAAAACAAUCCAUGUGGCCGGAAGAAUUUGACCUGGAUUCGUAGGCCAGGAUUUGCCAUUAUUACAACUGGGGGAAGGCAGAUCAUGGGAAUCAGGUCAAGUGUAGAGUGCCGGAAACUUUGCCUGCAAGAGAAAUCCUUCUUGUGCCGAUCUGCUCAGUUGCUGUGGGCUGCAAGUCUGUGUGUCUUGUCACCAAAAACUAGCCUCAUUGCUGGGCAAGAUUUUGUCCGAUGGCCUGGAUAUAUCUUUGAGGAAUGGAUUUGUGAUACAGAUAAUGAACCACUGUUGCCAGUUGCUAACCCUCUGGCAUCUAUUAAGCAGGCUCCUAAUGCUGGUGCAGAUGAUUAUACCCUUAUGUGUGAAUUUGAAAUUGCUCCAAUAAACUCCAGUCUUCAGGCAAACAUUAUGUGGCUGAUAAAUGACAUGGUAGUAGACGAGUCUACAGUCUGGACCAUUGUCUUGUGGGAUAAGGCUGUGUGA